AUGCGAAAUAUGCGGAGCAUAGAGUCUCUGACUCAUAUAUUCCAAGACCACUUAACUUUAGGAGGUCUUCCAAAUGGCUAUGCUUGCUUGAGCACGGCAGAACGUCAAAGUCUAGCAAGUAAGGCCCGACGAAAUAUAGGAGUGGAUGAGGAACGUAUGGAAAAAAAGCCUGAUGUUAUGAUGUUGGUAGAGUAUCGAGAAAAAAUCACCGAGCUUUUAUAUGCCAAAUGUUCAUGUAUCCUCUGUACCAAAACAAAAAAAGCAGAUGAUUGUGUGAAGUUGUGGAGAGAGACACUAGAUGGGUUGAGUUUGGUUGGCACAACAUGA
This is a messenger RNA of Entrophospora candida, 327 nucleotides long. The record is from the annotation of a GenBank genome assembly. Lineage: Eukaryota; Fungi; Glomeromycota; Glomeromycetes; Entrophosporales; Entrophosporaceae.